AAAAAAAACAGUGAUGAAGGUGAGUGGAGAAUAGAGACAGAGAACUAUUGAAUGUUACUACUACUUAAUGUUGCGUACUAUCAUAAUCCUAUUCACUUCAUUAUGCCUACAAUCAUGAUUCUUGGUUCCAUCACCCGCAUGCUCUUUUCUAAACAUUCUCAAUACAAUUUCACUCUCAUUCUUAUUCACAUAUACACCUAUAAAUCUCAUUGACCCUUCAAUCUUUUCUCUCACUUCAACCUCAACAUUUCAAUCAAACAUCUCUAUCUCUAUUUCUCACCUUCUCAAACAAGCUUUUGAGUUUAAAGUUUCAACCUUUAUCUCAAAACAAAACUCCUCUGUUUUUCUCUGUUUUCCUCUGUUUUUCUCUGUUUUCCUCUGUUACAUUCAAAAUACUAUCCAUCCAUUAUACCCCAAAUGGCUGUAUCUGGGUUUGAAGGAUUUGAGAAACGUUUGGAACUUAAUUUCUUUGGAGAUGAUCCAAUCAUCUUCCAACUGGGUCUAAGAAAAAUUGGCUUUGAAUCAAUACAACAAGUGCUGGAAGCUGUUCAGUGUACCGUGGUUUCAGCCGUGGGUAACUCUUACUUUGAUGCAUAUGUUUUAUCAGAAUCAAGCCUCUUUGUUUAUCCAACCAAGAUCAUAAUCAAAACAUGUGGAACAACUCAACUUCUCAAAUCCAUUCUUCCUUUAAUCCACUACGCAAACCAUUUAGGUCUCACUUUAUGCUCUUGUCGCUACACAAGAGGAAGCUUCAUCUUCCCAAACUCACAACCUUUCCCUCACACAAGCUUCAAUGAUGAAGUUACCUUCUUAGAAGACACCAUCCCUUCAAAUCUCUGCCAUAGAAAAGCCUCCAUCAUGCCCUCGAAAUCCUCUUCACACUCUUGGCAUGUUUUCACCGCACACUCUUCGAUAACUCAUCACAACCACAGUCAUAACCACAGUGACAGUGAUAUCUUCACUAUGGAGAUAUGCAUGACAGAGCUAGACCUUGGUCUAGCUCGCAAAUUCUUCCGUCGACCCGGAGACGGAAAAACCGGCGACUCUGCCGGAAAAGAGAUGACAGAGCUUACUGGAAUCAAUGAAAUAAACCCAAACGCAUUGAUUUGCGACUUUGCAUUUGAUCCUUGUGGAUACUCAAUGAAUGGAAUGGAUAAUGAUUGGUAUUCCACCAUUCAUGUAACACCGGAAGAUGGUUUCAGCUACGCGAGCUUCGAAUGCGUUGGUUCUGUUAACGACAACAUCGUACAUGUGUUGAGGAAAGUUGUUCAGAUUUUCCGACCAGGUACGAUGUCGAUAUCAACUACAUGCAGUGGUUAUAACAACGAGAUGCUGAAGAUGGUAAAGGCUGUUGAGCCUCUUGGGUUGAAAUGUAGAAGCCGUGCGGUGGAUCAGUUUCCGGCGGGGGAGACGGUUGUUUUUCAAACAUUCACGGCUCGCCGGAGAAGUGUUUAACGCCGGUGGUGGCGGUUAAUGGUGGCGCGGUGAGGGGGAAAAAUUUAAUUAAAAUUUUAAAAUAGGGAAUUGGUGUUAGAGUUAGUUGCAAAAAAAAAUGUAGGGUGGUGACGUGGCUUAAUGUGAUUGGUUUGAUUGUGGUGGUAAAUGUUGGAAUGGAUAAUGAUGGUGCACCCCACUUAGGUUUGUCACGCAUAAGAUUUUUUUGAAGAUGUUUAGUGGGUGUAAAAGUGCUCUUGUUUGAGAUUAUAUUGGACUUUUUUCUUUAUGUUAGUCUUUUGUUUUUUUCACUCUAGUUGUGUUACAUUGUCUUUUUAUGUUUUCUUUGUAGGUUAGUAUUAGGGUUUUAGAUGACAAAAUCACACUUUUUGUUACAUUUUUCACUUGUUUUUGUUUAUGUGGUGUUGAGUAAAGUAAUAAUCAUUUGAAAAUGUGAUGCAUCAAUGAAGCAUGACAACCUUGUCUUCAAUUUGUCAUUGUCCUUGGUGGUAAAAAAGAAGAUGAAGGCACUAUUGAAUCAUGGCUUUGUCGCCACUCAUAUCUAUUUAGAAAGC
Vicia villosa (hairy vetch) is the source of this 2009-nucleotide messenger RNA. Its product is annotated as S-adenosylmethionine decarboxylase proenzyme 4-like. NCBI's taxonomy places the organism in Eukaryota, Viridiplantae, Streptophyta, Magnoliopsida, Fabales, Fabaceae. Bases 418 to 1455 code for a protein of 345 amino acids. The transcript has a single exon. Gene Ontology annotation, biological process: spermidine biosynthetic process; spermine biosynthetic process. The record is from RefSeq and is a predicted model, not a curated record. Gene Ontology annotation, molecular function: adenosylmethionine decarboxylase activity. Gene Ontology annotation, cellular component: cytosol.